UUAAUUAAAUUUAAAUAAACAAAUAUUGGUUACGUACAUUAAAACACUUUUUGAAAGAAAAACACAAUGUCGGAUGAUGAAGAUCUAAUUUAUAUUAAAAAACAAAAAACCAUUCAUUAUGGGUCGCUGGAAGAACAAGAACGAAUGCGACAAGCGGCUGCCGCAAGUAAAGCAACUGAAAAUUUGGAAGAUACAGAUAUGGUUGUUUCAGUACCUAGUCCACAAGUUCACACAUCAAAUGAAUAUAUCGACCUCGAAGAUGCAAUGUCCAAAGAUAAACAAGCCUUACUUGAAGAAUUUGAACGACGAAAAAAAGCUAGACAAAUCAAUGUAUCUACGGAUGACGCCGAGGUUAAGAAAAAUUUACGGCAGCUAGGUGAACCAAUUUGUCUUUUUGGAGAAGGACCCGCCGAACGAAGACAACGGUUACGAGACAUUUUAUCUUGUCUAGGUGAAGAUGCCAUUAAAAAGAAAAUUGAAGCUGAAGAAGAAAGAAUACAGCAAGAGAAAGAUCAAGAAACAACUUGGUAUCAUGAAGGACCUGAAUCACUUUUAACUGCACGGUUAUGGAUUGCAGAUUAUUCAUUAGCACGAGCUAAAUUACGAUUAGAAGAAGCACGACGAGACUUAGAACUUCCUGCUGCCACGCGAACAGCUCGUACUCAAGAUAUUCAAAAGAAAUUAAACGCAAUGACAAUUUAUAGUAGUCAAGUUGGCGAUACUAGGCCAAUUUCAUAUUGUAGUUUUAAUCCUGAUUCUACAAAAUUAGCUACUGCAUCCUGGAGUGGACUUUGUAAAGUAUGGACCGUACCGGAUUGUGAAUUAAUUCAAACAUUACGUGGACACACAUGCAACGUUGGAGCAGUUAUUUUUCAUCCUAAAUCUGCUGAAACUGAAAAUAUUGUGUGCACAAUGGCAUCCUGUUCAAGCGAUGGUUCUGUAAAAUUAUGGAGUUUCAAAAGUGAAGAACCAAUAGCAAAUAUUGAAGGACAUGAACCACAUCGUGUUUCUCGCAUACAGUUUCAUCCAUCAGGUCGAUUUCUUGGAACAUGUUGCUUUGAUUCAUCGUGGCGAUUAUGGGAUUUAGAACAAUGUACUGAAGUAUUGCAUCAAGAAGGACACUGUAAAGCUGUGUAUUGUAUGAGUUUCCAGAUUGACGGGUCUGUCUGUGCAACAGGUGGGUUGGAUUCAUUUGGUCGUGUUUGGGAUUUACGAACAGGACGAUGUAUAAUGUUCAUGGAAGGUCAUUUAAAAGCCGUAUAUGGAGUUGAUUUUUCCCCCGAUGGCUAUCAUAUUGUAACAGCAAGUGAAGAUAACACAUGUAAAAUUUGGGAUUUACGUAAACGUGCUAUUGUUUAUACAAUACCAGCGCAUACAAAUUUAUUAUCUGAUGUGAAAUUUCAAAAAACUGGUGGACAUUAUUUGGUUACAUCCUCAUAUGAUAAUACGGCUAAAAUAUGGACAAACAGAACAUGGCAACCAUUGAAAACAUUAUCUGGACAUGAUGGUAAAGUGAUGAGUUGUGAUAUAUCACCCGAUUCACAAUAUAUUGCUACGUCUUCGUAUGAUCGAACUUUUAAAUUAUGGGCACCCGAAUUUGUUUAAAUAAAAUAAUAUGUUUAAGAU
Messenger RNA from Chrysoperla carnea, 1626 nucleotides. RefSeq names its product U4/U6 small nuclear ribonucleoprotein Prp4 (gene U4-U6-60K). The coding region runs from base 67 to 1605 and encodes 512 amino acids. Gene Ontology annotation, cellular component: U4/U6 x U5 tri-snRNP complex. NCBI's taxonomy places the organism in Eukaryota, Metazoa, Arthropoda, Insecta, Neuroptera, Chrysopidae. The record is from RefSeq and is a predicted model, not a curated record. The transcript has 7 exons. Gene Ontology annotation, biological process: mRNA splicing, via spliceosome. Gene Ontology annotation, molecular function: U4 snRNA binding; protein binding; U6 snRNA binding.